Molecule: messenger RNA, 1155 nt
Organism: Symbiodinium natans
Lineage: Eukaryota; Dinophyceae; Suessiales; Symbiodiniaceae
Source: the annotation of a GenBank genome assembly
AUGGUCGCGCCGCUUGUACCAAAGGGCAAGAAUGUGGACGAGCUGCAGCAAGGCCUGGAGGAGGCUUUAUAUUCUUACAUUGAUGCAGCCCCGAAAAAGAAAGAGGAGGACCUUGAAGGGCAGGUGGAAAAGGUGGAGCAGUUGCUAUCAGCGGGAGCAUGCCCCAACACCGCGGGUCCGCGCGGAGCCACGCCCCUUUCCCAACCUGCGUUCCAGGGCCGCGCGGCAGUGGUCGAUGUGCUGCUCCAGAGCCGGGCUCAGGUGGGCCUUCGUGACAGCAACGGGCGCACGCCGCUGUUCCUAGCAGAGCAAGGAGGCCACUUGCAGGUGGUGCAGAUGCUGCUUCAGCGCAAUGCCCAGGUGGACUCCUUCGACAGCUCGGGACGCACACCCCUUCUCGAUGCAGCGGAGUGGGGCACCUCAGAGAUGGUUGACGCACUGCUCAGAAGCAAGGCCGGGGUGAACUUCUGCGACAUGCACGGCAACUCACCCCUGUCCGCAGCAGCAGGAAAGGGUGCCUCGGAGAUAGUGAGGAUGCUUCUCAAGAGCAGAGCGCAGGACUCCGGCACCCAACAGGCCGCCUCCAAACGAUGCCUGACAGCUUUGGACGAGGCCGCAAGACACGGCCACUCAGAGGUGGUCGACCUCCUCGUCAAGAGCAGGGCCCAGGUGGAGCCCCUAACGCUCCUCCGUGCUGCGCUCACACACCAGAAAGACCAGGUGCGCGUGGUCGACCUGCUGCUCGAGAGCAGGGCUCAGGUGGACCGCCAAACGGUGACGGCUGUUGCAAAGUACGGCUCUCCGGAUGCACCCAACCGGGUGCCACCAAACGGCCGGCCGCUGCCCAGUGGGGAGACGCCGUACGUGAGACGAAAAGUCGUCGAUCAGCAGGAGAAGUAUCGACGCCAGCAGGUCAAGGGUGCCAAUGCGCUUCCACCCAUCAUCCAGCGCAGCAGCAGUCCAAGGUCACGGCCUUCGCCAGCCGGCAUCGAGGAAGCUCGCUUUGCACGGUCCAUGGAGGCCUUCCAAGCCGAAACGGAGUUUCUGGAGCAGCAGGGCCUGGACAUGGGCCGCUUGGCAUGCCUUUUGGCCUUUGACACCUUCCGAAGCAGCAAAGGCAAGCUCACCGAAUCUGCGGACACGGCCUCAGCUUGA